Molecule: messenger RNA, 877 nt
Organism: Daphnia carinata
Lineage: Eukaryota; Metazoa; Arthropoda; Branchiopoda; Diplostraca; Daphniidae
Exons: 2
Coding region: 100-681 (193 amino acids)
Source: RefSeq, a predicted model, not a curated record
CUUAGUUAAAUUGUAUAUAAAUAGACUGCAAGUGACUGGUGCACUAAUGCCAAUUCUCUCUUGAAGCCAUCCAGUCGACAAGCAUUUCAUUUCAUAAAAAUGCGUUUUGAAAUUGUUUGUCUGUUGGUCUUGGCUGUGGUGUGCGCUUACGCCGCAUCCGACGUAGCUCCUAAAAGCGAUAAAGAUCGAUUUCUAAUUGCCACCAAUAGCCUUUCUUUCACUACAUUCACCGUGCUGAAAAUAACCACGACCACCACUUCCACCUUUACAUCCACUACAACAUGCACAACCUCAUCGGCCGCCCUGACGACUUGCACCAUCGGCCGUCGUCGUCGUGGUCUGUUCUACGAUGAGGCCGCGUCCCAGGGCCGUAGUCGUCGUGGACUCUUUUACAACGACGAAGAAGCCGACGCCAAGGAAGGCAGCGCUUUCCUCCCAACUGACAAGAAGUCCAGCAACCCCGUUGCUGAGGUUGCCAACACUCGCGCCGAUGAAUCAUCUCUGAUCCCCUUGGAAAUCGAGGCUGGUUUCAAUUUGCCAGCAGUAGGACCCAAUCGUUUCCUGUUGUCUUUCGGCACGUCCACAGUUACCAGCUUGGUCCUUACCACGUCGACCAUCAGCUUGACGGCCUUCUGCAGUAGCACAACCGGCUUCGCACUUUGCGGAUCUCCUGGGAAAUAAAUUCUAAUAUCACUUUGUGUUACUGCGUAUCAGAAAUAUUCCCGCGAAAUCAAAACGAUUCCGGCCUUUUUACUUUUAGUUUCAACGAGCGAGAGGGAAAGACACCGUCGCGCAUCAUGUAUGUGAACAUAUUGGGUUCAUGAUUAUUCCUGUGAAUACCUUGAAAUAAAUAUUGAUAAGCAGCAAUGAAAUAGAA